GAAGAAGAACACUGUAGACAUGCAACACGGCUAAAAGCAAUGUUACAGAUAUUGACUAAAAAGAUGUGUAUUAGUCGAUGUAUCAUCUCAUAAUAGAUACAUUGUUUUAAAAUUGUGUAUUUUUAUUCUUUAACGCAUUUAACCUCGGACACCGCAUUAGUUUAAAACGUUUUGCGAAUCAUUUAGCACGUUUCUCCUAGCUAAGUUCAGGCAUGUUGUGAAAUAUAUUGCGUGAAAUAUUUAUUGGAUAUGAUUAGUUUGGUUAUGUAUUGAGGCCAGCAUAGUUCACGUGUCCAUGGGGAAAAGGAAAGACAUGAUACAUCCCAGGUUUCUCGCCGGAAAUGUGGAUGAUUAUAAUAUUCACAAGAAGAAACACAAAAAGCACAAGAAACACAAAAAGAAGCAUCACCGGGAUGAUGGACAUAGUUUCUCAUCUGAGGCUUUGGAGUCGGACUCCGGCAUGGUGCUCAAACCCCCUCAACUUAAACUCAAAAUCAAACUAGGAGGACAAACUCUAGGCACCAAGAGGUCUGUGCUUUUUAGUGUGCCCACAUUUACAGUGAUCCCAGACUCUCUACGUGUGGUGUCACCUCUAAAUGUAGACAGCGAUGAUGAUGAGGAUGAUGAGGACUCUGAUGAUGACUUGCCAUCAGAGGGUGUUCCCAUUGAACAAUACAGAGCCUGGCUGGAUGAAGACAGUAACCUGGACCCGUCACCACUGCCAGACAUAGACACAGACUCACUUUUGGGAGUCCCCAUGGAUGAGGAGGAGAGGUGGCUGGAUGCUCUGGAGAAAGGAGAGCUGGAUGAUAAUGGAGAGUUGAAGAAAGAGAUUGAUGAGUCUUUGCUCACAGCCAGACAGAAAGCGCUCCUACACAAGCAGCAAAUUCAGCCCUUACUAGAGCUCCCCAUGGGUUACAAGGAAAAGGAGCUCACAGCAGAGAUGAUGCAGAAGCGUGAAGAGCGCGCCCGUAAGCGCCGUCUUCAGGCAGCCAAGAAAGCAGAGGAGAACAAAAAUCAGACCAUCGAGAGGCUCACCAAGACAAGCAAAGCCAAAAUCAAGAGUAUGAGAGAACGCAAAUCAAAACUGGCCCAGCUGCCUAUGGUACGCUAUAGCAGUUCUUCUCAGGGUGUAGCCAUUUCUUACCCUGUCGGUGUACCUCCACCCACCCCUGCACCACCACAAGCACCCCCUCCUAUGCCUGUAAACUGUGGAGUGUCUGGAUGUUCCAAUCUGAAGAAAUAUUCCUGCUCGAAGACUGGGACUCCACUGUGUAGUCUGGAGUGUUACAAGAGAAACCUUCUAUUGGUGGAGGGUGUUGCCUAAAACUUAAUACCUACAGCUUAGUGUUUUUGUAGCGUCUGUGAUGUUUUUUUUUUUUUUUUUUAUUAUGCAGGCAUCCUAUUUCUGGUUGAUGUAAUUAUGUUUAAUACAAGGAGAUGAGUUUAAAUGGAUCAGUGUCAAAUCAUGGUGAAGUUGUAUUUAUAUUUUGUGAAUAUUAAGCCACAGUGGGCUUUAUUUGUAAGCAUAAACAGAAAAAAGUUAAAUUCAGCAGAUUGUGAGAAUGGUUUUACAAAUGAUUUCUGUGUAAAUUAUUAGCAAAAUCAACAUUGCAUAAAUGUUACUUUAAAUUUCAUUUGAUGUAUUAGGUCUGACUGUAUGACAGCAUAUUGUAUGUGAGCUAAAGGCAUGAGCAAAUUUUAUUUUUGUAAAAAGACUGAAAUAAAGAACACUCGAGUGAA
Molecule: messenger RNA, 1743 nt
Organism: Misgurnus anguillicaudatus (oriental weatherfish)
Lineage: Eukaryota; Metazoa; Chordata; Actinopteri; Cypriniformes; Cobitidae
Gene: ino80b
Product: INO80 complex subunit B
Biological process (GO): chromatin remodeling
Cellular component (GO): Ino80 complex
Source: RefSeq, a predicted model, not a curated record